Gryllus bimaculatus (two-spotted cricket) is the source of this 4072-nucleotide messenger RNA. Lineage: Eukaryota; Metazoa; Arthropoda; Insecta; Orthoptera; Gryllidae. The record is from the annotation of a GenBank genome assembly.
AUGAGUGAAGAUCGACGAGAACUCUUCCAAGCAUUAAAAAAUGUAAAAGUAGACAUAUUUGGACCAGUACUCCAGAGUGUUGCUCCGCAGCGCAUCAAAGUUUGCUUAAUCGAGGGCUUAGAAGGCAAAUAUACUACAGUGGACAUGCGAAAUGAAUCGUUCGUGUAUGGAAAAAUAAUGCAAGCGGAUGGAUUCAUGAAUCUUGUUAUGUCUGAUGUUACAUACGUUGAUGGUCGUGGAUCAGAAUACAACUUUGAUUCUUUUUUUGUACAUGCAAGGAAUAUUCGCUAUAUUCAUAUUCCGACAGAGUUACUUCACGACCAGUUUUCGAGUUAUCUUAAAUUAGCGGGUUUUUGUCGGCUGACUCCUUGUUAACAUUUCCAUGUGCUCCGUGUGUAAAUUCUGAGUCAGCUGUCGUAGGCAUAGGAGUGAGCUGGGCGCGAGACAUUAGCAUAGAUUACACCAAGUUAAUAUGCAAAAUAAACUUUCGUGUAAAUUUGCUCAAAGUCUGAACAAGCUCAGGGCAGCUAAAACCUUUACUAAGCUUAUCAGUUCGUGGGAACUAGCAGCGCUUGGGAAAUUUCAGCACCUGCAGAUAAGAGCUAAUACGGGGUAUUGCCAUGAAAUGCAGUCAAACCUGUUGCAAAACGAGUCGCGAUCAUCCAUAUACUGUAAGCGUUUACUUUCCGAGAUGAAUGAAGCAAAAACUACGCUAGUGAAAACUGGUGAAGUUUUUCGUUUAAACGAUUAUGAUUGUGUGGGUUUUGAUUUGGACAAUACAAUAUGUAGGUAUAAGUUGAGUGAAAUGGUAAAACUCGAGUACGAUAUCUUAUCGCAAUACCUGGUAAAAGAAAAGGGUUACAGUAAGGAGUUUUUGUUGAAACCUAUUGAAGAUGAUAUGAAUUUUGUUCAGAAAGGACUUGUUCUUGAUUUUGCACAAGGUAAUGUGCUACAGAUUAACAGCAGUGGGUAUGUAUUGAAAGCUAGUCAUGGCACAAAGCAUUUGAGUAAUGAAGAAAUCGUCCAGGUAUACGGUGAAGAUCGACGUUGGGGAGUUGCAACUGAGUUUACAAGGAAUAUGCUGGAAGCCUGGAAUGGCCCAUUGUCUGAAAAAAUUAGAACUUUACUUGACUACUUUGACAUGCCUGCAUCACUGGUUUUUGCAAGACUUGUUGAUUCACUGGAUGCAAAUGGCUAUAAACAAAAUAUUUAUAAUGUGUGGCCUGAUAUUCUUGAUGGUCUCAUAUACAUGUUUCGUCGAGAAAACUUCAUGGAGAAUACUGGAGAAUAUUUUCCAGCAAUGAAAGCACAUCCUCUUAAGUUUAUUAAUCAAUGUAGUGAUGAUGUGUUGAAUUGGUUGAAGUUGGUUAAAAAAGAAAAGAUAACCUUUCUUAUUACUGGUUCACAUGUAGAUUUUGCAUCAUUUGUGGCAUCUACAUCAAUGGGAGACAACUGGCGAAAUUUAUUUGAUGUUGUUGUUUGUUAUGCUCGAAAGCCAGGAUUCUUUACUGGUGGAAGACCAUUUGUGGCAAUUGAAGGAAUGAAUGAAGGUGAACCAUUGAAAGGAACAGAUUUAAAAAUUGGGAACAUAUACAGCCAGGGCAAUUGGCAAGAUUUGUAUGGGCUUUUCAGCAAAGUUACAGGAAAACAACGUCCUAAAUGUGUUUACAUUGGUGAUAAUCUAAUUCAAGAUAUUUACACACCAUCAGAGUUCACUGCAUGUGACACAGUUGCUGUUGUAGAAGAAAUGCUCGCUGAAGGAAUGUGUGGAUGCGAAACCUGUCAUAUAGAUGAAUCUGUCCUUGUUUCAAAUGUUUGGGGAUCGUAUUUUAGUUCUACAACUGGUUCUGAUGGUGGAAAAAAUAAGGAUUUUUCUAUUUGGGCAGACAUAAUUAGGAAACACUCCAAGUUAUGUGUGCCAUCUUUGGAAGUUAUGUCUCAACAUCCUUUGGAUUAUGAUUAUCCUGCAUUUGUCUUGGAUGAUGCUAAACGGGAUAAGCAGUCAGGCUAUUAUCCUAAUAAACCUGUACACUUGAAAUUUAGUGACGAUCCAUAAGUAUAGUGGAAAAAAAUUGUUAAUGUAGUCAUAAAAUGUGCCAUUUUAAUUGUAUGACCAAAGGAAAUUAUUCUACACAAACAUUUUGUUAUUGUGUAUCUGCCCUUAAAUGGUGAUAAUUUAUUUGCAUGUUACAUUCCUUAAUGAUUUUAAAAAUAAUUUUUAUGAAAUUUGUUCCACAGCUGGACUAAUUCUGCUGUUUUAGAGUAAUAAGCAAAGAUUAGGAACAAUUUUCUUGUUGUAUAUAGCUAAUUAAUUUGAUGCACUGUUUAAUAUGAGAAAGUCUAGUCGUUGGAAUUAGUCAUUUGCAGUUACUGUUGUAUAUCUAAAUUUUAAUAUAAGAAGACAAUUUUGUGUAAUGAAAACUAAGACAUUCGUUAGUGUUAGUUUUCUUGGCUGUGUAAUGCAUGUGAACUGAUUGUAUUAAUUACAUUUUUUAUUGUUCAGCUCUCCAUUAUUCAGACAAUAAAUGAACAGCUGCAGAAGAUGAAGCGCACAGUGAAACCUGAGAGACAGCAAGUAUCGAAGAAAGUUCUUCAGAGGCAUACAGAGACCUUAAAAAUGAUUUAUGGAGAUACAAAAUAAAAUAUAUUACCCAUAUGGAGAAAAGUUCAAUAUAUGUUGAAUGUUUUUAUGUAUUUUAAAAAUGGUUACAAAAUGUUUGCUGUCAUUCCUUACCCAAACAAAACAAAAAUGAUUUCCCAGUAGCGUCAUAUUGAUAAAACGUAAUGUACAAUGCCAGAGAAUAUUUUGUCUCUACUUUACAAAAUAUAAAUUGUCUGUAAAUUAACUUAUAUGAAAUCAGGGACCGAUAAUAGGGAAGAAAUUAGUAUUUUGCCAAUGCAGUCAGUGGAGAAUGUAAUUUUGUUUCAUAAAAUGGUUAUUCCUCAAUUAAAUACAGGAUCUCUUCUAUAUACAGUUAGGGAGCCUUGAGCAAGUGGGUGUUAAAUCAUUUUUUGAUUUUGAAUUGUAUAGUGAAAACAAGUUACCUGGAAGCUAUCAAGGAUAUGACUGGAUGAAAAGCACAGUAUUUCGCAAACUAUUUUGUGAAAAAGGUGCUCAUUUAAUGGCAGCCCCAAAAUGUAAUGGUUAUAUCCAAUCUCUUUCCUUAAUGCUAAGAGCAGUUAAUUGAAGUUGAUAAAAUGUAUUAUAUAUAAUGAAAUUGUAACAACUUUUAUGAAGCACAACAAUUUUAUUAAAAAAAUAUAAAUUGCUAUUAACUUUUGUAUAUAUAAAACCAGUCAAACCACUCGCAUAUUUUAAAUCAAAAUUAUUUUUGUUAUUAAUGUAGUAAAAGAAUGGGUACAAUUAGUUGAAUUAUUAUUAAUUAAUUAAAAAAACUACUGUCUUACAUAUAUAACCUUCUGUCAGAAGAAAAUAUCCUGAAAAUAGUGUUUCUUGUAGUAGAGUUAACAUCUUGCAUUGAGCUGUUAGUCUUCCAUGUCAAUAUUAAGUUUUCUCUCUGUGACUUGACACUUUACACAAAAAUGUUAAUAUUUUGUACCUCUGUUAGUUUAAAAGCAUAGAAGAUACACGAAUAAUAGAGCGUGUAUAUAAAGAAUAUAAAAAAUUGCAGAUGCUUAAGGGGGAAAAAAAGAUAUAUGCCAAUGCACAAAACCUCCAAUAUUUCCUUUAGUGGUUUUCAGAGCUCUUCAAUUGUAAAUGGUAUUCUGGCCUCAUAAAUUGUUGUAAAACAUUAAUUUUUAUAUUAUCUUUUCAUCUUAUGUUAAUGAGAGGCUUAACAGCAUUUAUUUUAAUGGAAAUUUACUUAUAGGAGGAUAAUGAGAUAGGAUGUUCAAGAGUGUUUUUUGUACAUGGUAAAUAUCAGGAGUUUAUGAAAUAUUGUAAUUAAAUUAAUAUGAACUGAAAUAGAAUCAACAUUCAGAAGUCUGGUAAAUUUAUUACUAUAAUGUAAUUGGGAAAAUACCUUAGAUUGUCAUUCAUUAGAGAAAAGAAUAAAGAUUACAUGUAGUUACAGAAAGGAUAGUUUUGGAAAAGGGACCCCCCCCCCUCCCC